UAAAGUGAUGGUGGUUCAUUCACACAGGUGUGUGCGACUCUUAGAAUCAUAACUUAAAUUUGACAAGCACCGGAUAACAUCUGAUGCGUGAGCCCAAAGUGAAGCCAACACGUUUGUCCUCUGGGAAGAAAUUACGGGACAUUGGAAAUCGGCUUCAAUAUGGCCUCUUGGCCAGACUGACCUGCAGAGCAAAUCCCUAAUUUGCUGAAAGAUCAUAUGGGUAAUUCCAGGCAAAUGGCUGUCAACAAACACCUGAAGAUUAGUGCUUUUUUAAUUGUAAUAAAAAACCUAAGAAAUACAAUGUACGAGAGUCUUAAUGUCUGUGGGCGGCUCUAAGGAGCACUGCUCUGCCACUCUGCUCAGCUUCAAGUCGUUAUAAAGAAGUGAUUUUAGCUACCACCUUUUUCCUAAAAACGCCAGCCUAUGUGCAGUGGCUGCACAAAAUAAGGAAGGAAGGAUUAUCGUGAGCAAAUGUUUUGGUACAACUGAAGCACUCCUCUUCAGGUGCUUGUUGACAGUGAUGUCAACGAACAGGAAACUUGUUUGCCGACUUCAAAUGGCGCUGUGGCAGGAAGACUCUUCCAGUAUGCUGGAAGAUGAGCUGACAUGCCCUGUCUGCUUGGACCUGUUCCGUGACCCCCACCAGCUGCCCUGCGGCCACAACUUCUGCUUGCCGUGCCUGCAGCGCCUUCGUGGGGGUGGUGGCGGAAGUAGCCUAAGAGGCUCCCUCUCUUCAUCCUCCACCUCGUUUCUGCGAGCCCGUAUCCGCUGCCCCGAGUGCCGCCAGCAGCAACGUGGCUCAGCCGGCAUCCAGCGCAACUUCAAGCUGGCCAACAUCGCCGACGGCUACCGGCAGAGGAGGGACCAGCACGGGGCGGCCGCCCAGCAGGGCGCGUGUGCAAGCACGAGCGGUGGCGGCGACGGCGGGGCCGUUUUUGACGCUGUCAGCAGGAGCGCACGGCCAGGGCGCGCCAGCACCCCAAUGUACUGCGACUUCUGCCCGCAGCCCUCAGAUGCCUGCGCCGGUGGCUCCCGGGACGUGUGCCCGUCAGAUGGCCCGAGCAGCGUCUUUGUGUCUUCCACCUCCUCCCCACUUUCCUCCUCUUCCUCCUCCCUCUCUCCCUCCUCCUCAUCCUCUUGCGCCACAGCUGGGCUAGCGGUCAAGAUGUGCCUGAAGUGCGAGGUCUCCAUGUGCGUGGAGCACCUGCGACCGCACCUGGAGCUGCCGGCCUUCCGCGGGCACACGCUGGUGGAGCCGCACGGCGACUUGCGCAUCCGCCGAUGCCCGCAGCACGAGGAGGCCUUCCGCUACUACUGCAUGGAGGAGCACGUGUGCUUGUGCAGCUCCUGCAUCAUCAUCGGCGAGCACAGCGGCCACACCAUCAAGACCCUCAAGGACGCCAUGAAGGACAUGAAGUUCUCGUUACAAAAGCAACUCCAAAGAGUGAGCAGAAAGAUUAGUAAAGUUGAAAAAACACUGCAGGACCACAAUGAUCAAGAACGGAAAAACAAGGCGUUCUUGGACGAUACGGACCAACGUGUGGCGAUGUUAGGGGACGUGUUGAGCGGGCAGGUGGCGGGGUUCUUGUCAGCUCUACGUGAGUGCACCUCGUCCCACUGCGGCAGCGCUACUACCGGUAGUGCCACCCAGUCUGAAGUGCAGCAGACCCGUGGACGCAUCGCUCGCGACCAGGAGUACCUACUGGGCGUCCAGCGUAACCUCCAGGGCCUGAUGGACGAGAGUGACUCUUUCACCUUCCUCAAGGUGUGUGAGUGUGAGUAUCACACAACUGGGAAAAGGAUGCGGCGUCUCUUGAGGAGGCCGCUGUACACCCCGGACUUCUGCGGUGUGGACACAGAAGCACUCGCCAUGAGCAUGGAGAACAAGAUGGAGGACUUUCUGGUGUCCCUGCGGCAACACGGCAGUAACUUCAUCGACACCGUCUGUACAAUGCAUGAAGAGGAACAGGGGGAAGACUACCACAGUGAGAAUGACAAUGAAGACGAAGACAGUGAGGAUGAUCAUGAAGAGCAGAACAUCAGCGAUGAGGAAGAUGAUGAGUCCAGUACAGAGGAAGAGGAGGAGGAGGAAGAUGAUGGAAACCACAGUGGAUCAAUUGAUGGCUCCUACAGCCCAGAGGAAGAGGAAGAAGAAGAGGAGGAGGAUAACGUCGAUGAGGAAGAGUUUGCUGAGAAUGGGCCCCAGGAUAGGCAGUCGAUGCUCCAGAGCUUCCUUGUGAUGCCGAAAAAACUCAGUACAGUGGACUAUGGGAAGGACAAAAAAACUUUGAUCUGAUUCUCUAGAUGUUUCCUGCAAAUCCACUGGAAGAGGGAAGUUUUACAAUUUCAACAUCACCGAAACCUCAUUUUAUUUGUAAAACUUACUUCCAAUUCAACCAUGCUUAGUUUAAUUCACAAUAUUAAGUGGCACAUGUUCUCGAGUAUUAGUGUAUAUAUGAUAAUGUAAAUAAUGAGAGUUUAUAUUAUUCUACAUUCUAUGGACUCAUUUUCUAACCUCCAAUGAUGACAGUACUCUCCCACACUUGAUUGGUUCCUUCCUUGAGGAUUAGUUUCACCUUUUGCCCUUUACUGCAAAGUACUGUAAACACUGAAGUAGUUUUCAUCAUCCACAACAUACCUCUGAGGGCUCUGUUUAGACGACAUAACAACAAAUGUAUGCUGAUUUAGAAAACUCAGUUAGCAAUGCAGUAUGAGACACUCAUGUUACUGUUUUUAAACACAUCCUGAAAUCUAACUAUUAUAAAUUAGUCAAAACCUCUCAAAGCACUUAUCGAGUUAACAAGGCCAGUUAGAGCCUACAGUAUAUCAGUUGACAAAUUAAAAAAAAACUUUUGUCAAGACACGUUUGUGUCAAUUCUGUUGACUCACAUUAGGUGUCACUUCUAGUUCAGGCUGGCCAGUGCAAAGUUUGUAAUAUUUCUGUGUGUUGAUAAUACAGUAAGGGUUUCUCUCAAUGAGGAUGUCUCCUUCUCUCUUUUUCUUCACCUAAAGAAGCAAUUAAUACAAGAGCAAGUUACUGUAAACAGAUAAAACUGGUGCAUAAAUAUUACUGUUAUGACAACAAAGCUAACAGUUAACAAACUAUGUUCUCUUUCAGUUGAGUUCAUGUGACAUUAACCAAUGGGAAGUUCAUCCCCAAUGAGGUCAUCGAUCUGAACCAAUCUCCAAUCACCCAUCAAGGGGAAUACUUUUUUGCAUGCCUUACACUGUAAGACAUAAGGUAGUGUCUACAAAAUAUGUGUUCUCUUUUUAUUCUUCAGUGCCUUGAGCUAUCGAAUCAGCAAAAAAUGAAAGCUUCCUCCAACCUGCUUGCAACUACAACCCUCACAACACACUGGACAAGAGUCCCUCCCAGAGCUUUGCAGCGGCAAACCACCCAUCACACUUAAUAAGCUUAACGAAUAGCCUUUUGAAAGCUGGCAAACACAUUAAAUUCAACAAAGAUGGCGUCGCAUAUGCUGUUACCAUGUCCACUCUUCUCGUGACAGACUGUGGCGUGCAUGCCCAUGGGGAGGGUGAGCCGCAGACGUGUCAUCCUCAGAUGCCUCUCUCCACGGCUGGGGCGUCUAGCAGCCAGCAGUGUGUGGACGAGCACACAUAAGCACCUCCACAUCAAAUGUACUGGAGCUAUACACAGGGUGUGUUCGAAACGGGUAAAGUUGCUGCCUUUUAAGAUAUCUAACUGGGGAGCAAGGCAGCA
Alosa alosa (allis shad) is the source of this 3721-nucleotide messenger RNA. RefSeq lists its product as uncharacterized. Gene Ontology annotation, molecular function: zinc ion binding. The transcript is spliced from 10 exons. NCBI's taxonomy places the organism in Eukaryota, Metazoa, Chordata, Actinopteri, Clupeiformes, Clupeidae. Bases 521 to 2296 code for a protein of 591 amino acids. The record is from RefSeq and is a predicted model, not a curated record.